This is a messenger RNA of Erinaceus europaeus (western European hedgehog), 2676 nucleotides long. RefSeq names its product zinc finger protein 709-like. Bases 429 to 1712 code for a protein of 427 amino acids. Gene Ontology annotation, molecular function: DNA-binding transcription factor activity, RNA polymerase II-specific; RNA polymerase II cis-regulatory region sequence-specific DNA binding. The transcript is spliced from 6 exons. Lineage: Eukaryota; Metazoa; Chordata; Mammalia; Eulipotyphla; Erinaceidae. The record is from RefSeq and is a predicted model, not a curated record. Gene Ontology annotation, cellular component: nucleus. Gene Ontology annotation, biological process: regulation of transcription by RNA polymerase II.
GCACAGCCCCUAUAGAAGUUGAUAGGACAGCAUUGCUGUCACUUAGAAAUCUCUGCUUUCGAUUGGGUGUGAACAUUAUCCAAUCAGAAGAGUAGUUGUGUGUGGCAAGGGCUUCACCCAAUUAAACUCUGAGACAGUGAACAUGGACCAAUGUGGGUUGUUGGUGGGCGGUGCUCCAAAGUGAAAACCGACACUGCAGGAAGUAAGAGACACUAGCAAUGGAUCCUGUGAUUCUGGGACGCCGCUUUUCUCUACUUUUCUCUGGUUGCUGCUCUCAUCUCCUGCUGAUUUGGACGUUCGAGAGGCGACUUCAGUGUAGUGCUUGCUGUCAAGCCAAGAGGCCUGGCUUGUGGAGGCAAAUCACAGUCUGAAGAUACUGCUUCUUUUCAUUUUCUGGCCUGAAAAGAAAUUGAGAGAAAGAGGGAGAAAUGACACUUUCUCAGUGCUUGGUGACCUAUGAAGAUGUAAAAGUGAUAUUCACUCAAGAAGAGUGGGCACUAUUAAAUUCUCCAGAGAAGAAACUCUACAGAAAUGUGAUGUGGGAAAACUUUAGAAACAUUCUGUUGAUAGGAAAAUUACAAGGGGAACAUUCCAUCAAAGAGCAUUAUAACGACCAAGGAAGUAAAAGUAAUAUAAUGAAAAUCUCUGAGGCCGAAAAACAAAGUCAAAAUAGUGGGAAACCUCAAGAAUGUGAAGUGUACAACAAAGUAUUCACAUAUAUCAGUCAGCUUAAAAAACAGAAAAGAAUUCCUAUUGGAAAGAAACCAUAUCAACGUAAGCAAUGUAGGAAAACAUUCCGUCAACCUGGUGAUUUUCGGAGACAUGAAAAAACUGAGAGUGGAGGGAAACUCUAUGAGUGUAGAGAAUGUAGGAAAACAUUCAGUUGUCCCAGUAAACUUCAGAAACAUGAAAGAACGCACAGUGGAGAGAAGCCCUAUGAAUGUAAACAGUGUAGGAAAACAUUCAGUGAAAGCGGUACUCUUCGGAAACAUGAAAGAACGCACAGUGGAGAGAAACCCUAUGAAUGUAAACAGUGUUGUAAAACAUUCAGUCGAUCCAGUCAUCUUCAGACUCAUGAAAGAACUCACAGUGGAGAGAAACCCUAUGACUGUAAACAGUGUAGGAAAACAUUCAGUCAAUCCAGUACUCUUCGGACACAUGAAAGAACUCACAGUGGAGAGAAACCCUAUGAAUGUAAACAAUGUAGUAAAACAUUCAGUCAAUCCAGUAAUCUUAAAACACAUGAAAGAACGCACAGUGGAGAGAAGCCCUAUGAAUGUAAACAGUGUAGUAAAACAUUCAGUGAUAACAGUGCUCUUCGGAAUCAUGAAAGAAGGCACAGGGGUGAGAAGCCCUAUGAAUGUAAACAGUGUAGGAAAACAUUCAGUCAGUCCAGUAAUCUUCAAACACAUGAAAGAACGCACAGUGGAGAGAAGCCCUAUGAAUGUAAACAAUGUAGUAAAACAUUCAGUCAAUCCAGUCAUCUUCGGACACAUGAAAGAACUCACAGUGGAGAGAAACCCUAUGAAUGUAAACAGUGUAGGAAAACAUUCAGUUGUUCCAGUACUCUUUGGAGACAUGAAAGAACUCACAGUGGAGAGAAGCCGUAUGAAUGUAAACAGUGUAGGAAAACAUUCGGUUAUUCCAGUAAUCUUAGGACACAUGAAAGAAUGCACAGUGGAGAGAAGCCCUAUGAAUGUAAAACAGUGUAGGAAAACAUUCAGAUGAUCCAGUCAUCUUCUGAGACAUGAAAAACCUCACAGUGGAGAGAAGUUCUAGGAAUGGAAACAAUGUAGUAAAGCCUUUGGUGAUUCCUCUGCUCGUACUUAAAAGAACUCAAAGUGGAGAGAAAGCCUAUGAAUAUAGAUGAUGCAAUGGAACAUUCAGUCAAUUCAGUCAUCUUUAAUCACAAGAAAUAACACACAAUGGAGAGAAACCCUAGGAAUAUAGACAAUACAGAAAACCUUUCAGUUAUUCCACUAUUGAUAGAGCAUAUGAAAAUAGGCACAGUAUGAAUUAAACAGUGAAUUUGGUAAUCUUCAUUCACAUGAAUAUGCUCACAGUGCAGAGAAAACAUUAAGUAAAAUUUUAAAUAUAAUUAGAGAUCAUAUUUUCUUAAUGAACAAGUGAACCCAUACCUAUGUGCUUGUAAAGAAUAUGAAUAAAUAUUGCAAUUCUUCAUCUUUAAUUUUAUUUUUACAUCUUUCUAAUAUGUAUUUAUUCAUGUAGAAUGAUAGGGAGAGUGACAGAGAAUCAGACUUCACUUUGGUACAUGUAUAUGCUGCUGGGGAUUGAACUUGGGACCUCCUGUUUGAGAGUGUAAAGCUAUAUUCUUGCACCACCUCCUGGACUAUCUUCAUCUUCAAUUCUAAUACACAGAAAAUCCUACAUGGUACUGAAAGUCUAUUAAUGUGAAAAUGAUUAAAUAUUUAAAUAGAGUGACAUUUUUCACACAUGUAAAUGCACUAGCAUUAGAAACAAGACCUUGGGGCUGGGUGGUGGUGCACCUGGUUGAGUACAUAUGUUACAGAGUGCAGGGAUCCAAGUUCAAGCCCCUGAUUCCCUCCCGCUAGGGUAAAGUUUCAUGAGUACUGAAGUAGGGUUGUAGGUGUCUAGCUCUCACCCUCUCUAUGUCCCUCUUCCUCUCUACUUCUGUCUGUCUCUAUCAAAUAAAAA